This is a messenger RNA of Rotaria socialis, 1566 nucleotides long. NCBI's taxonomy places the organism in Eukaryota, Metazoa, Rotifera, Eurotatoria, Philodinida, Philodinidae. The record is from the annotation of a GenBank genome assembly.
AUGCGAUUCAGUGUUGUCCAAAUACUCGAAGAUGAUUUAAUUGCACCUAUCAUUAAGAAAGUUGCAUAUGGACUUGCAACAACAUGUAUCCUUGGCGGCGCUGUUUAUGCUGGGUAUCGCGUCGCGGCACCUGCACAACAACAAACAAGGCAUUAUCGACAGCCAGAACUUAAUGACCAAAUAGAAACAGUUCUCGAUUCGUUAAAAAUAGCUGACGAUCAGCUUGUGCACAUAAUGCAUUUAUUAGAAGCCGAAAUGAAUGCUGGUCUAUCACCGUCAACACACGAUCAAGCCGUAGUUAAAAUGUUUCCAACAUACGUAAAAAAUAUCCCAACGGGAACAGAGGUUGGCCAAGUUCUUGCACUUGAUUUAGGUGGAACCAAUUUUCGUGUACUUUUAAUUGAUUUACGUGGAAAUUCAAGAAUAGAAUUAACAUCAAAAAUUUUCCUUAUUCCACAAUCAAUUAUGAUGGGUGAUGGAAAACAAUUGUUUCGCCACUUAUCUGAGUGUUUACAUGAGUUUAUGUUAAAAGAACAUAUAUUAAAUACAGACGUAUGUUAUCCGAUAGGUUUCACAUUCUCAUUUCCUUGUUCUCAAGAGGGUCUUGCAUCAGCGCGAUUAACAUCAUGGACAAAAGGUUUCAGUUGUUCAGGUGUUGUGAACGAAGAUGUUGUCAAACUAUUUCAAAAUGCAAUUAAUGAAAAGGGUAUCAAUGCGAAAUGUGUCGCCCUAAUCAACGAUACAGUUGGCACAUUGAUGGCUUGUGCAUACAAAGAUCCAGCGACAGCUGUUGGUCUUAUCCUAGGAACUGGAACAAAUGCAUGUUAUAUUGAACAGUUAGAUAAAGUUGGUACAUGGAAAGGCGAUUAUGACGAACCAAAACAAGUUAUUAUUAAUAUGGAAUGGGGUGCGUUUGGUGACAAUCAUCGUUUAGAUUUCAUUCGAACGCGAUACGAUGAAGAAGUUGACCUUUCAUCCACGAAUCCUGGCAGACAAAUUUUUGAAAAAAUGAUUUCUGGACUGUAUAUGGGCGAAAUUGUUCGUUUGAUUAUACUUGAUUUACUGCAGCGUGAAUUACUUUUUCUUGGUCAUCGUGACACAUACGGAGAUUAUAAAACACCACUCUAUAAUCGUGGUGGUUUCUAUACAAAAUUUGUAUCGACUGUUGAAACUGAUGAAGGCAUCAAAUUUUCAAAUACACGUCGUGUACUCGAAGAUAUUGGUAUACAAAAUCCUACAUUUGACGAUUGCGCUAUUGUUCAACAUAUUUGUCGGCAAGUUUCAAAACGAGCGGCUAAACUAGCUGCUGCUGGUUUGUCAGUAUUGAUUAAUCGCAUUGGAAGACCUAAUGUUACUGUUGGUGUAGAUGGAUCACUGUAUCGAUAUCAUCCACGUUUUAAAACCAAUAUGGAAAGAUGUAUGGACAUGUUAGUAAAUAAAUCGAUUCAAUUCAAAAUUGCUUUAUCCGAUGAUGGAAGUGGUAAGGGUGCUGCUUUGGUUGCUUGUCUUGCUGAAGGUACAUCCUGGAAAAAGCCUGCCGCUCAUCAUGAAGAAACAGUGAACUAG